This is a messenger RNA of Polistes canadensis, 5202 nucleotides long. RefSeq names its product sodium/hydrogen exchanger 8 (gene Nhe1). Gene Ontology annotation, biological process: proton transmembrane transport; sodium ion transport; regulation of pH. The transcript is spliced from 5 exons. The record is from RefSeq and is a predicted model, not a curated record. Lineage: Eukaryota; Metazoa; Arthropoda; Insecta; Hymenoptera; Vespidae. Gene Ontology annotation, cellular component: Golgi apparatus; membrane. Gene Ontology annotation, molecular function: sodium:proton antiporter activity. The coding region runs from base 1370 to 3580 and encodes 736 amino acids.
UUUUUGUUUUCGUUUUAUUCCAUGCCCGGAGUGUUACAAUAUUUUGGGAAACACCAUAUGUGCCAGUUAUUGUCUCAAUAUAAUUACUGCUCAACACGUCAAUGCUGAUAGUAUACAUUUUGGACAUGCUUGUCUUAAUCCUAUAAAUUAAAUAUCAGUUUUUCAUGUUUUAUCAAAAAGAAAAAUGGAUGUAACGUGCUUUCAAGAUCAGCUUAAGGAAGCAUUACAAGAUACAGAAAAAAAUAUAGAUACUUUUUUAUGAUGUAGCAUAUGCAUACAUGAUUGAAUCCAUAUACAGCAGUUUAAAACUUACACUUAACAAUUUAAUUUUAUUCUCAUUAAAUUAUACAUCAAAUGUAGAAUUUACGGAUUCCAAAAGUUCAUCAGAAAUGAUUAUCUUAGAUAGAGUAUAUACAUUAAAAAAUUGACUCUACACGAAAAAUGGUUAUAAAGCAGUAUUUUUGGGAGAAAAUGUGAAAACAUUUUUAAUAGAGUUAUUGAAUUUAAUGUAUUAAAUUCACUCUGAUUGAAAAAAAGACGAUUUCUCGUUGAAAAGCUUAAAGAUGCUAAAGUUGUAGAUAUAGUUGUAUGUGUGUGACUUCAUUAGGAAUUAAAGAUUAUCUGAAAUGUAUAUCAAUGCUUAAAAAUAAUAAAAAGACAUAUAUUUUAUCUGUUGAUAAAAUAGAUCCAACAAAAUUAACUAAUUUUCUAGAGAUAUGCAAAAUAUUUUACCUAUUCAUCUGUUAAUUUAGUUUUAAUAACAAAAAUGCAUAUUUAAAUGUUUUAUUUUAAUUUGAUGGCUUUGUUGUAAUAGCAUGCUUAGAAAAUGAGAUAUUUGAUUCUCGAAAUCUCUUGUGACCCAUAUUAAAUGUUUUUUGAAGUUGAUUUAGUAUUCAAUGCUUCAAGGAAAUUUUCUAUACAAUAUUGCAUCGAUUUCAGGCAAAUACUGCUUAGUAGUGAUUUAAAUUACUGUGUUUUAAAAGCAUUUAAGGAAACAUAAGAAAUUCUUUAUGGGUGUUGUAAUUAUAGAAAAUAAAAUAGAAAUAAAUAUUGAUUGUAAUAUCAAUAGGGGGAAAUUAUUUGCGACUAUUUAUAAAAUAGAAAUUAUCCAUAAAAUGGAUGAAAUAAUGUAAGAUAAAAACAAGUUUAAUGGAUUGCCGCCUAAAUAGUGUCAUGGCGUCUAACAUUUGAUUGGAUUUUUUACACGCUUGCGUUAUCACGUGACUUUAAGUCUAACCAUUCAUGUUCCAUUGAAUACAGCAGAAUACCAGAAAUUAAGUAGCUGUAAUAUGUGUAAUUAAAUUCCGUUCGAAGAUAAUGUGAUUUAUAUUUUACUUGUGGAAAUAAUUAUGUAAAGAAAAGUGUAAAAAUGAAUCUGUUUAUAACACAAUAUAAAGUGCUGAGUAAAUGUGUUCUUUUUUUUAUAUUGCAAUUUGGUGUCAUAUGUGGUGAAAUAUCUUCUGUGACAGAUGUUUUUAACCUUGAAAACGAUAAAUUGUCAUUGGCAAACAAUACUGUUUUGCCGGUCCUUGACAAUUCGAAAAUUAUUAUAAAUACAACAAGUCAGGUGUCUGUAAUCACAAAUGCAGAUUCGAUAAAUGGAAAUGAAAGUAAGGUAAACGUGUCUAAAAAUUCUGAUAAUGAAGUUAAAUUGUCUACAAUUAAUGUUAUUGAGACGACUUCAAAAUCUCAAAGUAUAUCGACUAAUAUUGAACAGAAUGACAAAAAUGUAACGACUGAAAAAAUUAACACUGAAGUAACGGCUACCUCGAUUAAUGAAAAAAAUGGAAGCAUAAUUACAGAUUAUCCUUCUCAAAAUCCAGAUAUCACUAAUGCAACAAAUACAAGUACAACAACUUUCACACCCGCAGAACCAGUACUUCCUGAUAAAGGUUCUGCAGAAGAGGAACAUAAUAGUUCCAUGUCCAUAUUUUUUGUUCUUUGCGUAUUAGCAUUAGGAAUUUUAUUAAUACAUCUUAUGCUUCAAACCAAUUUCCAAUAUUUACCAGAGUCUGUGGUUAUUGUUUUCUUAGGUGGUGCUAUUGGUAUGAUUAUAAAUCUUAUGUCCCAUCAAAAUAUAGCAAAUUGGAGAAAGGAAGAAGCUUUUUCUCCAACCGCUUUCUUUCUUGUACUACUACCACCGAUAAUAUUUGAAUCUGGAUAUAAUCUACAUAAGGGAAAUUUUUUUCAAAAUAUUGGUAGCAUUCUGGUAUUUGCAAUUGUUGGCACAACGAUUUCUGCAUUUGUUAUAGGCGCAGGAAUUUAUUUAUUAGGUUUAGCACAGGUCGCGUAUAGACUUAGUUUCGUGGAAAGUUUUGCAUUUGGAUCAUUAAUAUCUGCUGUAGAUCCAGUUGCUACAGUUGCAAUUUUCCAUGCAUUAGAAGUCGACCCAAUUUUGAAUAUGUUAGUUUUUGGAGAGUCUAUUUUAAAUGAUGCAAUAUCUAUUGUUUUAACUACAUCAGUGUUAGAAUCUAAUAAUGCUACUACCACUAGCGAAGCAAUUAUUCUUGGUAUAAAUAGAUUUUGUCUAAUGUUUUUUGCCUCUGCUGGUAUUGGGGUUGUUUUUGCACUUAUAAGUGCUUUACUAUUGAAGCAUGUAGAUCUCAGAAAAAAUCCAUCUCUAGAAUUUGGAAUGAUGCUGGUGUUUACAUAUGCUCCUUAUGUUUUAGCAGAAGGCAUACAAUUAUCCGGUAUUAUGGCAAUAUUAUUUAAUGGAAUAGUAAUGUCACAUUAUACUCAUUUUAAUUUAUCAACCGUUACUCAGAUUACAAUGCAACAGACUAUGAGAACUUUAGCUUUUAUAGCUGAAACAUGUGUCUUCGCUUAUUUAGGAUUAGCUCUAUUUAGUUUUAGGCACAGAGUCGAACCUGCUUUGGUCGUAUGGUCUAUCAUAUUGUGUCUUAUUGGUAGAGCAGCAAAUAUUUUUCCUUUAGCUCUUCUUGUUAAUCGAUUUAGAGAACAUCAAAUUACAAAAAAAAUGAUGUUUAUCAUGUGGUUUAGUGGUCUUCGAGGUGCUAUAUCAUAUGCACUCUCUCUUCACUUGGAUUUUAGUGAUGAAACUCGUCAUGUGAUUAUUACAACUACAUUGAUUAUUGUGUUAAUUACAACAUUAAUAUUUGGUGGAUCUACAAUGCCAUUGUUAAAAUUUUUGCGAGCAGAAAAGAAACCAAAGAAUAGUAGAAGAAAAAAGAAGGAUAAAGAAGUUUCAUUAAGUAAAACAAGAGAAUGGGGUCAAACAAUCGAUUCUGAACAUUUGUCAGAACUAACUGAAGAAGAAAUGGAAGUAUCUUUUCUCCAAUCUCGGAUUCAUGGUUUCGCGAGAUGGGAUUUGAAAUUUUUCAUUCCUUUCUUUACUCGAAGAUUUACACAGCAAGAACUGAAGGACUGUAAAUCACAAAUGACAGAUCUAACGAACCAAUGGUAUCAAGCAAUUAGGAUUAGUCCAUUAGAAUCAGAUGAAGAAGUAAUGACUACAUCAACGGCACAAUUAAAUAUUAAUGUUUCUGGAGAGUCUGGAAACGAAAGAUGGGUGAAGAAUAAAAAAGGACGUUCUAGUCAUGGGUCGAUAUUAAGUAUUUAAUAUAUUUAUUUGAGUAUGUCUAAUGCGUAUUAAAAAAAAGUGCUUCUUGCUGAAAUAAAUUAUCCGCGUAUAUAUAUUUAUAUAUAUGUAAUACAUAUACACUGGCGUGCUAAAAUUUCCGGCCAAAUAAUUUUUUCAUGACUUCUAUUCAAUGAAAAGUCCAAGUGAAAUUUUCAUUAAUGCUAAAUAUAAGGCUAUAUCGUAUAAAAAGCUACUAAAAAAAGAAUGCUAAUGAUUCUUUUAUAUAUAUUUAUUUAAAAAAUUCUAGAAUUAGAGUGUUCAAAAGUUUAUUUAUAUAUAAAAAGCCUGCAAGUUUUAUUCUAUCAUAUUGUAUGUACGUGCAUAUGAUUAUUAUUACGUUGCUCAGCAAAUCUUGGAUGAUAUAUGAUAUACAAUUUCAAAAAAUUCUUCUACAUCCUUUAAAGUGUUUGGUUUGCAGUAAAUAGCGCUUCUGGUGGUGAUGGGUUGUGUAUUAUCGUUAAUUAGUUUUUGAAAAAUUACUAACUAAAUUGUAAUUAAUUUACAGAGAUGACGAAGAAUGGUCUGAUUCAAAUUGAAGUUUGUAUAAUUGUUUAAAGAAAUAAUACUAUAUCAUAUGUAGCGAUAUGCGAUUGUACAAUAAGUGACUUUUAAAUUGUAAAACCUGGCAUAUCCUACUUAAUUAUUAAUUUAAUAUUGACUCUGUGGAUAAAUUUCUAGAUAAUAUUAUAAUAUAUGACUUCUUUUUUUACAAUUAGUCAUAUACGGUAUCCCUCAAUAUCCUAUUUAUGAUUUGUUACCAUAAGUGAACGUUAAAUUGUUAUUUUUUUUAUUUGAUAAAAAUGUGCAUAUUAUAUAAACAUUUUAAAAUUCAUUUAAUAAUUUAUGCAUAUAUAUGACUUUAUUACAGAUGAUAAUGGGGAAAGUGUUACAGUAUUGAAAAGUCUUAAAAUUAUAUAGAAAUUAAAUUUUUCUUUUAUCUUCUUCACUGUUUGCACUGAUUAAUUUACCUUUAUAAAACAUUUUAAAUGACGUAAACAAAGAUAAUGCAAACUAAUAUUCUUAUCUAUUACGCCUUAUAUAUUAUGCACAACUAUAUCUGUAGAAUUCUACAAAUAAAUUUAAUACUAAUGUAAGUGAUAAUUUUCUAAUGAAUUUUAUAAUUUAUAAAUAUUCGUAGAUAUAUUAAAAGUUACUGUAUUUUAUAAGUAAAAUAUAAUGCAUGAUACCGUUCUAAGAAUGUAAGAGCGAGAGUACAUCUAUAAAUGAAUAUUUUUUUAAAAACAUGAGCAUUUAGAUGAAUAGCUUAAAAAAAUAUUAUCCUUAAGGAUUGUUUAUAAAAAUCCUGUUAGUGUUACAUAACUAGUACAUACGUACAGUAGAAGUAUUUACAUUUAAUCUUAUUAAUUUUAUUUCCAAUUAUAUUUCAAAUGACAGUAUAGCACGUGCUGGCAUAGUGCUCAAAUAUAUUGAUCAAGUAUUUUACUUUUUAUUAACGUUUAUUAAUAUUUUAUAUGAAAACACAAUUUAUCCUUUUUAAAACACAAAAGGUUGAAGAAGUAUUUAUAAUUAGGUAUAUAUAUAUGUGCUCGAAUAUAAUUUAAUUUAUUAUACGUACGAAUGUAAUAUUUGUGAUGAACGUA